GGGCGGGGCGGGAUUUCUGCGCCCGCCGCCGCCUCGCUCAGCCAGGCAGCGCAGACUUGGGAGAGCCGUCGCCAUGGGAGUGGAAGGUUGCACCAAGUGUAUCAAAUACCUCCUUUUCGUCUUCAACUUCAUCUUCUGGCUGGCCGGAGGCAUCAUCCUGGGAGUGGCCCUGUGGCUCCGCCAUGACUCGCAGACAACGAAUAUCCUGUACCUGCAGCUGGGGGACAAGCAGGCCCCCAACACCUUCUACGUCGGAAUCUACAUCCUGAUCGCAGUCGGAGCUGUCAUGAUGUUUGUGGGAUUCCUGGGAUGCUACGGCGCCAUUCAGGAGUCUCAGUGUCUUCUGGGAACGUUCUUCACUUGCCUGGUGAUCCUGUUUGCCUGCGAAGUUGCAGCUGGAAUUUGGGGUUUUGUCAACAAAGACCAAAUAGCCAAAGACGUGAAGCAGUUCUACGAUCAAGCACUUCAACAAGCGCUCAUGGGAGACGCAGAUGCAAGCAACGCCAAAGCUGUAGUGAAGACUUUCCAUGAAACGCUGGACUGUUGUGGUUCUGAUAUUAUGACAUCGACUUUCACUCCUCUGUGGAGGGAUGACCUCUGUCGAAAGGACUCCAUGAAAAGCUUUUUUGAGAACACAAACUGCCACAAAAAAAUCGAUGAGCUCUUCUCUGGGAAGCUCUACCUGAUCGGUAUCGCUGCUGUCGUGGUUGCUGUGAUCAUGAUCUUUGAGAUGAUCCUGAGCAUGGUGCUGUGCUGUGGCAUAAGGAACAGCUCCGUCUACUGAGCUGUGAGAGCCGGGCAGGGGAAGGGGGGAUCAGGGCCGACGGCGCUAGAGGGGACCCCAAGUGCCACCGAGUGACCAGGAGACAUUUCAACAACAGACAAAGAAAAUUAUGUAUAUAAAUGCUUCCAAUAUUACCAUACAGUACUUACCAUUUUUAUUUUGAAGUACUUUUUUUUUUUUAAUAAAUAAAACUUGCCCGUAUC
This is a messenger RNA of Lonchura striata (white-rumped munia), 987 nucleotides long. RefSeq names its product CD81 molecule (gene CD81). NCBI's taxonomy places the organism in Eukaryota, Metazoa, Chordata, Aves, Passeriformes, Estrildidae. The record is from RefSeq and is a predicted model, not a curated record. Gene Ontology annotation, cellular component: plasma membrane.